Molecule: messenger RNA, 2948 nt
Organism: Cynocephalus volans (Philippine flying lemur)
Lineage: Eukaryota; Metazoa; Chordata; Mammalia; Dermoptera; Cynocephalidae
Gene: PEDS1
Product: plasmanylethanolamine desaturase 1
Exons: 6
Coding region: 82-897 (271 amino acids)
Biological process (GO): ether lipid biosynthetic process
Cellular component (GO): endoplasmic reticulum membrane
Molecular function (GO): plasmanylethanolamine desaturase activity
Source: RefSeq, a predicted model, not a curated record
UCUCGCCGCGGUCCCGCGGCUGUGCCGCUGCUGCCGCAGCCGCCACCAUCAGAGCGCAUCGGGCUAGCCAAGCGAGUGGCUAUGGCGGGCGCCGAGGAGGGGCCGGGCCAGCAGGCGGAGCUCGACGAGGACGAGGCGGCGUAUUGCCGGCGCUGGGGCGCACAGCACGCUGGGGCCCGCGAGCUGGCUGCGCUCUACUCUCCAGGCAAGCGCUUCCAGGAGUGGUGCUCUGUGGUCCUGUGCUUCAGCCUCAUCGCCCACAACUUGGUCCACCUCCUGCUACUGGCCCGCUGGGAGCACAUACCCCUCGUCAUACUGGGUGUUGUUGCAGGGGCUGUCAUCGCUGACUUCUUGUCUGGUCUGGUGCACUGGGGUGCCGACACGUGGGGCUCCGUGGAGCUGCCCAUCGUGGGGAAGGCUUUCAUCCGACCGUUCCGGGAGCACCACAUUGAUCCAACAGCCAUUACACGGCACGACUUCAUUGAGACCAAUGGGGACAACUGCCUGGUGACACUGCUGCCACUGCUCAACAUGGCCUACAAGUUCUGCACCCAGAGUCCUGAAGCCCUGGAGCAACUGUACCCCUGGGAGUGCUUCGUCUUCUGCCUGAUCAUCUUCAGCACCUUCACCAACCAGAUCCACAAGUGGUCGCACACAUACUUCGGGCUGCCACGCUGGGUCACCUUCCUGCAGGACUGGCAUAUCAUCCUGCCACGUAAACACCAUCGCAUCCACCAUGUCUCGCCCCACGAGACCUACUUCUGCAUCACCACAGGCUGGCUCAACUACCCACUGGAGAAGAUAGGAUUCUGGAGACGCCUGGAGGACCUCAUCCAGGGCCUGACGGGCGAGAAGCCUCGGGCAGACGAUAUGAAGUGGGCCCAGAAGAUCAAAUAACUUCUCUGAGCCUGCCUCCUGGUUGCCAACCUUUCCCAGCCCCCAAACCGAAGCCAUCUGCCAAAUUCCAGCCUCUUCAAGCUGGUCCCUCCAGGUGGAGAGGACAUGUCCUGGGCUGGGCCCAGGCAUCCCCAGCCCACCCCUCGUGACACAGAAUACUUGAGCCACUGAUUUUUCAUUUCCUUUUUUCGUUUUCUUUCCUUGCCUCCUCCCCAGCCACCUGAGCUACUCUGUCUGCCAAGCCUGACUCUGCAGAAAAGGGAGCCCCCCACUGCCAGCCGUCCCUCGGGUAGAGACUAGGCUCACCCACUCCCUGCACACCUGCUGCCCCCUGCCCUGCUGGACAGCCCUUCAGCACAGCUGGCAUUGGGGCCACUGAAUUGCCUCUAUCUGUCCCUCUUGUCUGGCCCCAGUGGUCUAGGGAGCCCCUAGGCACACCUUAGUGUCCCUGGAGCAUUGUUCUGUCAUGGCUCUGCAAACUGACCCCAGAGGCCUGGGUGGGUGGGCAGCCCCAGCCACCACCUUCAGCCCAGCUUAUCUACCCAAGGAUGGCAGAGCUCAGCAAGGGUCUGAAGGCAGCUGGCCAGAAGAGGCCAGAACCUCCCGCCCAAGUCUAGAUGUCCCCAUCUCCCUGGCCCCCACACCCAUCUGCCCGUGGGAUUCCAGCCAGACUGAUGUUUCUAGUACAUGGACAUCUUUGCAGGGCACAGCCCCUGCAAAGAGUCUUGGUCAUUUGGAAGGGGAAACAGUGCCCUCUGGCCAGGGUGUGUCAGACAAAGAGUGGGGCUUUUUUGUUUUUUGGGUUUUUUUUAAAGGUGCUUGCUUGUUUCAUGUAAAUAAUAGAAAGCCUUAAUAUCUUUUCUGUAACACGGAGUAAUAUUUUAAUGUCAUGUUUUAGAUGUACAUAAUAUAUUUAUAACAAAGCAGCAAAAGUCUACUUAACCACGGCUGCCUCCUGGUGUUUCCUGGUUGGCUGGUGGGUGGGGAGGGUGUUAAGGAGCCUGGAAUGUGAAGCCCUACCCCAUUCCCAGCUCUUCCCAACCGUGGCCUCAGGAUGGGGGCUUUAUCACAUGAGAGUAAAUUCAUGUUGACAACUGCUCCAAACACUUUUGGAAGAGACCCUCAAUUUUGGUGAGGAGUGGCCUUUCAAGUAGAUCACGAUGAUAGACUAAUGAAAGCUGAUCCCUGUUUGUGAAUUCCUUCAGCAAAUGUUUAUUGGCUCCCAGUGUGUGCCUGGACACUGGGGUACAACAGUGGGCAAACCGACAAGGACCUGCCCUGGCGGAGUUGACCUGGGGGGAAAGACAGUAAACAUAAAUAAAUGCACAUGGAAAUUCAGAUGGUGAUUUGUGAAGAAAACCAAAAAGCAGGGCGGAGGCUGCUUUGGCAGGGUGGUCAUCGAGGACCUCUGAGGAGGUGACAUUUGAGCUGAGACCUGGAGAAGAUGGAGCCAACCAGGGAAAGAACUGAGGGAAGAGACCGCUUGAUGGGACAGCAAGUGCAAAGGCCCUGAGGCAGGAACAAGCUUGGGGUUUUUGAGAUGGCAAGGCAGCUAGUACUAUGGCUGGACUGGAGUGAGCCCGGGGAAAGCAGAAGAUGAGGAUGGAAAAACGAGGACUUAUACUGAGCCUCAGGCUGAGGUGAGUGGGGAGCCACUGGGCAUUUUAGAUAAAUAAGUAACUUGUUUAUUCAUUGAAUAAUUAUAAGGUACCCUGUGCACCAGGCAUUGGGAUUCAGUAGUGAACACAGCAGACGUUAUAAUCAGUGUCUAGUCUAUAUAGUUUCUGCAAUAUCAGCCAGAAAAAAAGACUGUUGGGGACAAGAAAAUGAUGAAAGACUCUAGAGCAUUCGCAGAUAUGGCAUUUAUUUUUUAAAAUGUUGCUGGGAACACCAAGAUCCAGGGUUUAAUCCCUGUACAAGCCAGCAAAAAAAAAAAAAAAGUUUUUAAAAAUGUGACUCAACUUCAUUUUCCUUAAAGUUUGCCCACCACUAGACUUUUGAUUUGUGACUGUCUGAGGGGACCACAAGAGGAAGGGGUGUUAGAAUUGUCA